CCGCCAUGGAAUAACAAUAGCAUCACACAAGGCUCCUACUUUCCAGAGUCAUCAGCCUUGGAUUCUUUGCAAUGCGUCAAAGUUUGAUAAUUUCUGUUCUUAGUUUCGCUGCUGCCUCUUUGGCAUGUGGCCUCCACGGACUUCAUGGACGAGACACAAUCGAUUCUGAUCCUCAGUUUGCGCCUAUCCCAUCAACUGCGGUGGGAAUUCCACUUAGACCCGAAGGAUAUGCUGUACAGUCGUUUGGUGGUGGAGCAUACAUGGUGACAGACGGCAUGUACCAAGGUACGAACAUCCAAUCUUGUCAAAUGCAAAAGUUCAACCUUAGCACCAGCUUUCUUCCUUGUCUCCACCAAAGGUGUCGUGGUGGUUGACAGCCCACCUACGAUUGGCCACCGCAUGCUCUACGCGAUUGGGAAUAUAACCUCGACCCCAGUGAGUACACACCCUCCAGCGGAACAGUGCGUAAUGAAAUGGACAAUUGAGCAAGUCUAAGGAUGGCCGUGGCAUCGUACUGUGCCGACCAGCUAAAGCAUCCCAUCAUGAAUGGAAAAGGAACAUGCUGACUCCGACUCUGAUAGGUUACCCAUUUGAUCUACAGUCACUACCAUGCAGACCAUAUUGGAGGAGCUAACCUCUUUGGAACGGGAGUGAAAAUAAUCG
Molecule: messenger RNA, 663 nt
Organism: Mollisia scopiformis
Lineage: Eukaryota; Fungi; Ascomycota; Leotiomycetes; Helotiales; Mollisiaceae
Exons: 1
Coding region: 72-374 (100 amino acids)
Source: RefSeq, a predicted model, not a curated record